Messenger RNA from Pogonomyrmex barbatus (red harvester ant), 3139 nucleotides. It is a transcript of the gene Ced-12, whose product is annotated as engulfment and cell motility Ced-12. NCBI's taxonomy places the organism in Eukaryota, Metazoa, Arthropoda, Insecta, Hymenoptera, Formicidae. The record is from RefSeq and is a predicted model, not a curated record. Gene Ontology annotation, biological process: cell motility; actin filament organization. Gene Ontology annotation, cellular component: plasma membrane.
AUGUACACGCAAGCGAUCAAAAUGCCGGUUCAGAAGGAUUCAAAUAUCGUGAAAAUUGCCGUCCAAAUGACCGAUCAGGUGCCGCAGCUCAUCGAGUUCAAUCAGAAGCAACCUCUAGCCGGAAUUAUUCAAGAAUUGUGCAAUGGUUGGGGUUUAUCUGAUGCAGAAUCAUAUUCCUUACAAUUUUCGGAAAAUAAUAAUCAGAAUUAUAUUACGGAGAAAAACAGAAACGAAGUGAAGAAUGGUAGUAUUCUCAGAUUAGAGUUUUCACCCUCAAAAACGGCGAGUGAUAUUUUGGCCAAGCUGAAUAAUGGGACGGUAGAAGAAAAAGUAGCAGCUCUGCAGAAACUGAGCACGCUUAGCAUAGACAUGACUUUUGCAUUAGAAUUUAUAAACAAGAAAGGAUUGGCGUUAAUCAUUUCACAGGUAGAAGGUGGAAAAUAUAAGGGAAAUACUCUAGCAUAUUCUCUCCAAUCAUUUGUGGAAUUGAUGGAUCAUGGAAUUGUGUCAUGGGAUAUCUUGGAAACACCAUUUAUCAAUAAAGUAGCAAGUUAUGUGAAUAAUCAGUCGGUAACUCAAGACACCAGUAUAGUGGAAGCUUCUCUGAGUAUUUUAGAGAAUAUAGUCCUGAAUUCAACAGGGAAAUAUGGACAAGUUGAGAAGGAAGUCACUUUUCCUAAUCUUGUAAUGCAUUUGCAGUGCAUGAAUCCACAAAUUCAACAAAACGCAAUAGCUUUAAUAAACGCGCUGUUUCUGAAAGCUGAUUUAUAUAAAAGACGAGCGGUUUCUGCCACAUUACAAUCUAAACAAGUCAGAAAUGUGUUCUUGACAAAUGUCAUACAAUCUACUGGACAGGUUGGAGCAGAAAUGGCACAUCAACUCUACGUUCUGCAGACGUUAAUAUUGAGUCUUUUGGAACAACGAAUGAUGACGAAGAUGGAUCCACAGGAUCAAGAUGCACAUGACAAAAUCAAGGAACUUCGAAGAAUCGCCUUUGACACUGAAGGUGCGAAUAGUGGGGAUGUGACUGCUCGCAAACAGGGACUUUUCGCUAAAGAUUAUAAGAAAUUGGGCUUCAAGUAUGACAUCAAUCCUGCUCUUGACUUUACCGAGACUCCACCCGGUAUGCUUGCGCUGGACUGUAUGGUGUACUUUGCUCGAAAUCAUACUGAAGCUUACACAAAAGUUGUUCUCGAGAAUUCGUGCAGAGCGGACGAGCAUGAAUGUCCUUUCGGCAGAACAAGCGUAGAACUCGUUAAAUUGCUCUGCGAGGUAUUACGUAUUGGCGAGGCACCUAGCGAACAAGGUCAAUCUUAUCACCCAAUGUUUUUUACACACGAUCAUCCCUUUGAAGAGUUUUACUGUGUUUGCAUAGUUUUGUUAAAUAAAACAUGGAAGGAAAUGCGAGCGACUACGGAAGAUUUCGUUAAAGUUUUCUCGGUCGUGCGCGAACAGAUUACUAGGGCGCUUCUAUGCAAGCCUACAGGAUUAGAUAAAUUCAAAAAUAAGUUGCAACAGCUGCCCUAUUCGACGAUCACUAACCUUUGGCAACAGGAAAGGACGAACAGAGAGGAAUGGGAAAGCCAUGCAAGACCAAUCGUUGAACUUAGAGAACAGAUCACACCUGAAAUCUUAGAACUGAUUCAGCAGCAACGAUUAGGAUUUUUGGUGCAAGGUACCAGGUUUAUGAAGUACAGCGCUAGAGGACAACGAAUUAAGGAUAAAUUUUGGUACGUCCGUUUAUCGCCAAAUCACAAAGUCUUCCAUUACGGAGACUGCGAUGAAAAAUCAGUGCCAACGAUAGAUGAACUUCCUACAAAACUAGCGGUAGUCGAGAUUCGAGGAUUACUAACUGGCAGAGAUUGUCCGCACAUGAAGGAUUUGCAGAGGCGAAAAACUACGCACCAAUUGGCAUUUUCUUUAGCCUUGGACUCUGUUGAAGUAUCUAGUCUCGAUUUCGUUGCUCCUGACGAACAAGUUUUCGAUUAUUGGACUGACGGCAUUAAUGCUUUACUCGGAAAUAGAAUGACUAGUAAGGAGGCUGAAAAUGAUUUAGAGACUUUACUCUCCAUGGACAUUAAAUUAAGACUUUUAGAUGCUGAAGGAAUUGAUAUUCCACAGGAUCCACCCGUGAUUCCUGAACCGCCGCCAAAUUAUGAUUUUUGUUAUGAAUUAAAGUAAAUUUGUGAGUUGUAUCUAUCUAUAUAGUUUACAUUAAUAAUUUUUUAUUAAGGAUCGGCAGGAGUAAUGGGCUAAUAAGAUUAUUUAUUCUUUACUUAUAUAUAAUUAUCUGUACAGAUACAGAUAAUUGAGUUCAACUAUAUUUCAUCUCGUGAAAACAAUAUUUUAAUAUAAAACUUUUUUUAUGUGUUUGUUAUAAAACUAUGAAGUUUGCUACAAUGCCAGAUUUUGCAAUUUAAAUAAUUAUAAUAUUAUAAAUAAUUAUUUCUUAUCUGUAGGUACUUAUUUGAAUUUACUUACAUUUCAUCUCGUAAAAAUAAUAUUUUUAAGACUUUUUUUACGUAUUUAUCAUGAAGCUACAUAGGUUGCUACAAAGCUGGAUUUUUCAAUUUGAUUCUUAAAAAUUUUCAAUAAAUAAAAAUCUGUAUUUUAUAGUGCAAAUCUAGUUACAUGUCAAAUAAAUUAUUCAUUUUUGAUUUUUUUUUUAAAUCGCUCUAUAAAGAUCUACAGUAAUUCUCCUAAUUAUAAAUAUUACAAUUACAUUGCAAAUUUCUCAAUAUUUUAACUGUAAUAUAGGUGAACAGGAAUUCAUCUAAGAGAUCUCUAUAAUCUCUUCUGCCGAUCCUCAAAACAUUGAUAUUUUUCUAUAAACGAGAAAUAUCGUUUUUUUUAUAUUUUUUCUCAUCUUUUACAUAUGUUAUUAACAUAGAUGGAAAUUUUUCUAUCUAAAUCGUAAUUUUCUAUUGUGCAUUUUAAUCAUAUAGAAAACAGUAGUACAUCUUACCAAAGAAGCAUUUUAAAUUUUAUAUAUGUGUAGUUUUUUUUAUGUAUUUAAGAAAUUAUUUAUACAAAAAUGAAAAUCAUAUAUAAAGAUGACCCUUCAUCAUAAUUAUGUUAACAAUCUUUUUAUAAUAAUUUAAUUAUCUUUUAAUAAUAUAAGAGUGUCGUAAUAUAUAUU